Molecule: messenger RNA, 1413 nt
Organism: Aspergillus tubingensis
Lineage: Eukaryota; Fungi; Ascomycota; Eurotiomycetes; Eurotiales; Aspergillaceae
Exons: 1
Coding region: 1-1413 (470 amino acids)
Biological process (GO): positive regulation of transcription by RNA polymerase II
Cellular component (GO): nucleus
Molecular function (GO): DNA-binding transcription factor activity, RNA polymerase II-specific; transcription cis-regulatory region binding; zinc ion binding
Source: RefSeq, a predicted model, not a curated record
AUGCAACAGUCUAUCCAACCAGAUAUGGAAGUCCGCGGAUUACGUUUCAAACAAGUGAUAGUCAGCGAGUCUGCAAAUUUGACUACGGAUCGAGAGUACAAGGGUUUACCGGUUCGAGCGCGAAACAAAAGCAAAUUCGGCUGUCGAGAAUGCAAGGCGAAGCGGGUCAAAUGCGAUGAAGGCUACCCGACGUGCAAGCGGUGCCAGCGUCGAGGUCUGGUCUGUACGUCGGUCCCGCGGCUAACACAAUGGCAAGUUGAGGCACCGUGGCUCUCACUUCAGCCUAAAACGCAUGUCAAUCGACGGUUACUACAGUAUUACCUGGAGAAAGUCAGCCAAGCGUUCGUUAUAGAUCCUGAGAACAAUCCGUUCUCUUUCCCUAUUCUGAAAGACCUAGCCCAAUCCCCCGCACUUCUCCACGCUAUUCACUCAAUCAGUGCCAACCAUGAACAAUACUUCCCGGCAGAGGCCCCUAUCCUGGCCCUUGAGGAACAUGGCAAAGCCAUAGCUUGCCUUCGAAGAGAGAUAGAUCAAGUCCAACAUGCUCACUACACGCACUUCUUGACCAUAAUGCUAUUGUCUUUUAUGCAGGUUGCUGGUCCUGACCCGAAGGACUAUGGCAAACAGCACUUAUUUGGUGCCCGUGCCUUGAUCAACAGUAUGCUUCAAGAUACAUCUGUGUCGACGACUAAUGACCCUGUGGUUCGACUCUGUCUGGGAGUGUAUCUUUACUGGGACAUGUGCAGUUCGUUCUUAGUAGAACCCGGUGAACCACAGAGUACCAACUCAUUCAUAAUAUCUCUCGCGGUGCAUAGGAUGGGUGACUGGCACCAUCCAAUGUACGGAACAUGUAGCAGCCUACUCCUUACAAUAGCCAAUGUCGGACGGUAUUGCCGAAAGGUACAUGAUUUGCCGCAGAAUCGGAACUUCACUCAAGAAGCCAUACUGGAGGCCCAGCUUAUUGAAUGGACGACGAGCGCCCAAAAUCCCGACCUCGUCCACUUAUACGAAGCGUUCCGCUAUCAAGGUCUCGUUCUACUUUAUCAAUCUCGUGUUCAUGCACAGAGGAGUUGUUCUACGGAUCAGGAUAUAACUCAAGCGCAAGAGCCGUUGAUACUAAAAUACGCCGAAGAGGCAGUACGCCAUUUGAUGCUGAUUCCUUCAUCCUCGUACUAUCUGAACUUCCAAUCUCUCGCUCUCCUAUCAGCCGGGUCCGAAUUGACCGAGUCGAAUAACAUCCUGCGCGAUAAAGUGCGUGAAAGACUGCGAGCCAUCUAUUCAUUGAAUCGCAUUCCCACAAAUCUAAUGGCUGUUCAACUCGUUGAAGAACUUUGGAAUGACCGAGAUAAUGGUAACCGUUCCUUCUGGCUAGAGCGCAUGCUCCAGAAAGACUGGCUGUUGCUUCUAGGAUAG